AUUUUAAUUUGCCAUUUUAAGAAAUUAAAAUCUAUAUUUACUUAUGCAUAAAUUGCUGUCGAUUUUAGUUGUUUUUUUUAAAUAAUAUAAAAGUUGUGAAAUAGUUUAGGUGUGAUACGAAAAUUCAUCAGAAAUAAUAAACCGCUUGGAAUUAUUAUCAACGGCGUCAUCAAUAUAAGUAUAUAUAUAUAUAUAUAGAUAUAUAUAUAUUCAUGGAAAUUGUCACAAUGCUUGUGAUGAAAGGUUAAAAAAUUGGGAUUUUGUAUAAUGCGCAAAACCAACUUCGCCGAAGAAUUCCUGUAUUUUUCUCUGAAAUGCUACAUUUCUGAGGGUCCACUAAUACAGUUUCAUUUACGUUCAACAAAAUGAGUGAUGUUGUUUCAAAGCAAGAUUCAAGAUCGCAGGAUCGUUUAAAGGGGAAAUUGAGAAAGCAUAAAAAUUCAAGUUCAUCGAGCGCAAGUGGCUCGGGAUUAUCGCCAAAACGUCGUAACGCCUGCAGUAAGGAUAAACGUAAUAAAUCAAAACAACGACGUGCAAGUUCAUCGGGUAGUUCCAGUUCAUCAUCAACGGCAAGUCGUGGUUCAAGUUCACGAAAACAAUUAAAAUCGAAAUCCGACAAUAAUAGUGCAAUGUCACAAAAAUAUAAUCAAUCGUCGCGCGAUCGUCGCAAUGGAAUUCAAUUACAGGGUGGAGGCAGUGGUGGUCGUGACAAUUAUGUACGUGAACAACGCACCUACAGUCAACGUGAGUCGAGAUACAAAAUGGAGAGAUUCGAUCGUACAUUUUCAAAUCGGAUGUACAACGACAAUAAUCAAGGUGGAAUGAGAGGCAUGAAUUACAGACAAAGGGGCAACAUGAAUCGAAAUUAUCGUAAUUUUGAUGAUCGUCGAAUGCGUGGUGGACGUGACAUGAAUAAUCGAAAUUUCAAUAAUUUCAAUCGAUCUCAAGGCGGUAGAAUGAAUCAAUCAAUGAGUUAUGAAUAUCGUCGACGUGGCAUGUAUCAACAUCGGAAUAAUGAAGGACAAUCAUAUAUGAGAGAUCGUUAUGCGCAACGUCAAAGAUUUUCCAAAGAUCGUCCAUCGCAGGAUUAUAAUAAUUCAUAUAAAACUGAGGAAUCAUCAUCGUCACGACAAUAUGAAAAUCGCGAUAGUGCACGUUCCGAUCAAUCGUCAUCGCAUCAUCAAAUUGAAAGAAGUAGCAGUACAACGCGUGAUAAACCAAAAUCAUUAACUGAAGAUGAAUCAUCGUCACAGCAUCAUCAUCAUCAUAAUGAAUCUGAAGACAAUGUUCAAUUAAAAAAACGUUCACAUUCAUCGUCAAGUUCAUCGAGUUCAAGUAGUGAGAGUAGUAGCGAUACUGAUGAUUCAAGUUCAAGUGAUUCAAGUUCAAGUUCUGAGGAUGAAAAGAAACGUAAGAAGAGGAAAAAAAUUGCAAAAAAAUUAAAGAAAGCUGAAAAAAAACGUAAGAAGAAGAAGCUUAAGAAGAAAUUGAAAAAAAUGAAAACACGCAAAGAUAAGCCAAUUAAGGAGAAGAAAAAAGUAUCAAAAGAAAAAACAAUUGAUGAGGGUGCGGAACCAGUUGUUGUUGAUAAAUCGAAAGCAAUGGCACCAAUGACAAAAGAACAAUGGGAAAAACGACAGGGCGUUGUUCGUAAAAUGUACGAUAAGGAAUCUGGUAGACAUAGAUUAAUCAAAGGCGACGGGGAAGUUUUGGAGGAGAUUGUCAGUCGUGAUCGUCACAAGGAGAUAAAUCGACAGGCAACAAGAGGUGAUGGUGAAUUUUUUCAAGCUCAACUAAGAGUUAAUCAGUGAUGUUUCAUUAAGAAAAUAUUUUUUUUUUUUUUCCGUCUUCAUACAAUUGAAAUGAAAGUAAGAAUCAUUUUUGUUUUUUCAUAUCCAAUUUUGUUAUUUUUUAUUAUACACAGUCAUUUAACAAAUAUUGGAUUAAACGAAUUCCAUCGUUUAUACAAAUGUAA
This is a messenger RNA of Leptopilina boulardi, 1975 nucleotides long. RefSeq names its product ADP-ribosylation factor-like protein 6-interacting protein 4. Lineage: Eukaryota; Metazoa; Arthropoda; Insecta; Hymenoptera; Figitidae. The transcript has 4 exons. Bases 366 to 1811 code for a protein of 481 amino acids. The record is from RefSeq and is a predicted model, not a curated record.